GAGGGUCUGGAUCAAAUCUUAAAAUGGCGGACUUGCUCGGAAAUAUCUUGGGAUCUAUGGAAAAACCUCCUUCUGCUGGAGACAAAGAGAAGAAAUUGGCUAAACAGAGGAAAAAACAGAUGGAAAAAAUACAAGAAGCUGAUAAAAAGAGAAAAUCAGACUUUCGAUUGAAAGUGGAAAAAGAAGUAAACGAGUUUACAAAUAAUGAAACAAGCACAAGACUGAGAUAUGAACCAAUGGACAGGGUCUAUAGAAGUAUAAUAUAUGAUGUGGCAGAAGUCGCUGGACUCACCUCGUUUUCAUUUGGUGAACGAGAUGAAGAAAGAUAUUUAGUUUUAUUUAAAAAGGAAUUUGCUCCAACAGAUGAAGAACUUGCUGCAUAUCGAAGUGGCAAGGUGAUAGAGGAUCCUGAAAAAGCCAGAGAAUAUUACAGAAUGAAGGCACAAAGUGUAACAGAGACCACAGUUACAGAGGAAACAACUCAAGACAAAGAUUUUGUUCCUACAACUAAUUAUAGAGAUAAAUACAAGAAAUUAAUUGGUGAUGUGUCGGCUAAAGAAGGAGCCCAUACACUGGCUCCUAAUAAACAGUUUGGUUUUGUUCCAAGUGAAAGCAAAACAGACAAACGAUCCAUUGAGGAGAUGAUGAAUGAUAUUCGUGCUAAGAAAAAACAAAAAUUGUUGGAACAUAGUGUAAGCACAACACAGGAACCUUCAUCAUCAUCAGAGUAG
Molecule: messenger RNA, 731 nt
Organism: Saccoglossus kowalevskii
Lineage: Eukaryota; Metazoa; Hemichordata; Enteropneusta; Harrimaniidae
Product: sperm-associated antigen 7 homolog
Molecular function (GO): nucleic acid binding
Source: RefSeq, a predicted model, not a curated record